GUGGAAGGGGUCUGUUUGGAAAGCAGUCUGGAUGGAAUUGUUGAUUUGGUGCGUACUUUAUGCUUGUCUGAGUAUCAUGUAUCGACUAAUUCUGGUCAAGCAUCAUAAGGAAAUAUUCGAGAAUAUAUGCAUCUUCUUCAACGAGCACUCAUCUUUUAUUCCUGUCACCUUUAUGCUCGGUUUCUACGUAUCGGCAGUUUUCAACCGUUGGCGACAGGUUUUUGACAAUAUUGGAUGGAUUGAUCAGCCUUCAUUGCAAAUCACUCAAUCGAUCCGCGGUGAGGAUGAGAGAUCCAAAAUGAUACGACGCAACUGUAUCCGAUAUUUGGUUCUUAUGGAGGCCCUUGUAUUCCGCGACAUUUCUACAUUAGUCCGCCGUCGGUUCCCAACGAUGAAUCAUCUAGUCACGUCAGGCAGUAAUAGUCAGGUGAUAAGUGGCAUACCCGAAGGCUAUUUAUUGAGAAGUCUAAUGACGGCUCGUGAGUUUGAGGAAUUCGAGAAGGUCUCAACCCCUCAUGCGAAAUACUGGCUUCCAAUUCAGUGGCUUCUUUCUCUCGUCACUCUUGCAUGGGAUGAAAAAAAAAUCAAAGGGGAAGUCAUCUACGUCUCGUUGGUGGAUGUGAGUGGCUUCGCCAGAAUUGCUUAA
Haemonchus placei is the source of this 646-nucleotide messenger RNA. Lineage: Eukaryota; Metazoa; Nematoda; Chromadorea; Rhabditida; Trichostrongylidae. The record is from the annotation of a GenBank genome assembly.